AACGCGACCGUCAACGAGUAAACAACAUAAGCGCGUCUCUCCGUCACAAGGACAUACCCCUACACACACACGCACACACGCACACACACACACACACACAGAGAGAGAGAGUAGAGUCCGCUCCGCUCCAUUCGGGAUCCGUAUCCGUAUUCGCAGUCCACACACCAUAUCCAAAUCGAUUUGAUGUCCACACACAUGUCAAUGCUUAAUGAGAACGGUUUGAGGAGCAGUCCCGUGGAUGCACAUGGCAACAAUAAGGGCAGUGCAACAACCACAAUGUUGACCACAAAAACGCCAUUCUCCAUUGAGCAUAUAUUGUUUCAAAAUUUAAAUAGUGCCAGUGCCAAUGCCAAUGCCAGUGCCAAUAGCAAUAGCAACACCAAUUCCAAUAAUAAUGUGAAUAAUAAUACUAGUAACAAUAAUAAUAAUAAUAGCAGUCACAAGUGCGGCAAGAAUGCGGUGAAAGGUGCCAGCAGGAGCGGCUUUGCCCCAUCAUACGACAAUAAUACACAGAAGCAGCAUCCGCAGCAGCAUCAUCAUCCGACGGCAUCCACGGCAGCUUCAGCCGCGUCGGCAUUGACACGCGGCGGCAGCCAGGGAGCAGCAGCGUCGGGAUAUGGCAACGAGGACUAUGCCAAGUCCCUGCACAAUAGUCAACGUGGCAGCCAUCAUCCACGUGCUGGAGCCUCUCAUUAUGGCAGCUCUUCCGCGGAAACAACAGCCCAGCAGUUGGGAUCACAGCUACCGCCAGCACCACAGCCGCCACCUCCACCGCCCCCGAAUGGUGGUGGGGGCCCCAAUGGCGGAGGAGUGCUCUAUCCCAGUGCGGCGUACACGGACCAUGGCUUCCUGCAAAUGACCCUCGGCUAUCUGUCGCCAUCGUCGGGCACAUACAAGUCCGUGGAUCCCUAUUUUCUCUCACAAGCCAGCCUGUUUGGGGGAGCGCCCUUCUUUGGGCCGCCCGGCUGUGUGCCCGAGCUGGCCCUGGGCCUCGGGAUGGGCGUGAACGCGCUGCGGCAUUGCCGGCGGCGCAAGGCACGCACCGUGUUCAGCGAUCCCCAGUUGUCCGGCCUGGAGAAGCGCUUCGAGGCGCAGCGGUAUCUGUCCACACCAGAGCGAGUGGAGCUGGCCACAGCGCUGGGGCUGAGUGAGACGCAGGUGAAGACCUGGUUCCAGAACCGACGAAUGAAGCACAAGAAGCAGCUGCGACGACGCGACAAUGCCACUGAACCCGUUGACUUCUCACGCACCGAACUGGGCGGCUGCAGCACUGGCAAACAGCAGCCAGGCGAAGCCUCCUCUGCCUCCACGGACGGCCCCAAGCAUGGCUCCAAGAUGGCCUCUAGUGGCAGCAGUGGUGGUGCAGGCGCUGGCGCUGGCGCUGGCACGCCAGCUGGCAGUCAAACCCCCAAUCCCCAGCAACAGCUGCAGAUGUGCUUCCUGCAGCAGGGCUACUCAACGGACGAUUACUCCGACCUGGAGGCGGACAGCGAGGAUGAGGAUAACUCCAGCGAUGUGGACAUUGUGGGGGACACUAAGUUAUAUCAACUCACAUAGAUCUGAUUGCCAGGAUCUCAUCAAGUCUGUUCUAUCGAUGAGCGCCUUGUCGUGGUUUUAAAUGGGGAAAAAGGAAGCCCUUUCUAAAGGUAUUUGU
Messenger RNA from Drosophila obscura, 1654 nucleotides. Its product is annotated as brain-specific homeobox protein. Bases 184 to 1557 code for a protein of 457 amino acids. Gene Ontology annotation, molecular function: DNA binding; DNA-binding transcription factor activity, RNA polymerase II-specific. NCBI's taxonomy places the organism in Eukaryota, Metazoa, Arthropoda, Insecta, Diptera, Drosophilidae. The transcript is spliced from 4 exons. The record is from RefSeq and is a predicted model, not a curated record. Gene Ontology annotation, biological process: regulation of DNA-templated transcription.